Molecule: messenger RNA, 1883 nt
Organism: Gopherus flavomarginatus (Mexican gopher tortoise)
Lineage: Eukaryota; Metazoa; Chordata; Testudines; Testudinidae
Gene: BET1L
Product: Bet1 golgi vesicular membrane trafficking protein like
Exons: 4
Coding region: 54-389 (111 amino acids)
Biological process (GO): retrograde transport, endosome to Golgi; regulation of retrograde vesicle-mediated transport, Golgi to ER
Cellular component (GO): SNARE complex; Golgi trans cisterna
Molecular function (GO): SNAP receptor activity
Source: RefSeq, a predicted model, not a curated record
GCCCCCGCUAGCGGCCGAAGGCGGAUACGGAGGCACCAAGACAGGACGCGGCCAUGGCGGACUGGGGUCGAGGUCAGAGUCCAAAUGCUGUGGACGAUAUGCUAGAUGUGGAGAAUAAGCGCAUGGCGGACAAUCUAGCUACCAAGGUCACCAGGCUGAAAUCGCUGGCACUGGAUAUUGACAAAGACGCUGAGGAUCAAAACCGCUAUCUGGAUGGCACGGACUCAGAUUUCAUGAGUGUGACAGGCCUGCUGACGGGGAGCGUGAAGCGUUUCUCCACAAUGACACGCUCGGGAAGGGAUAAUCGCAAACUGCUUUGUUACGUUUCUGCUGGACUGGUGGUUGUAUUUUUCAUCCUCUAUUAUCUGGUCUCAAAAGCACGGACUUGAGUGGGGUCCUCAUGCUGGAAUUUUUAUGGAAAGAAAAACUGUGGCAAUGAUAAACAGAGAUUUGCUCAAAGUUAUCCUCAAUCUACCCUGUCAAGGAUUGUUAGGAUAUUCAUGGAGGACCAGAUAACCUCUCUGGACUCCAGGUUACUGUCACUUUUCUAAUCAGUCUUGGUCAUAAUCAUCAGAUAUUUUCAUAAAAUGAAUAUAGUUCAUUUUGAUCUUUUUAAAUGUAUGUAUACCGCAACUUGAUCUCCUUGUUGACACUUAGCCUUCAUUUAUUGCUUUAUUGUCCAUGACCUCUAGCCUUCAUCUAUUACCUGGCUCAUAACUAUGUCAUGUCCAUCUUAGUGACAUGCUGUGUUGUUAAUGUGAAAGUGUCUGACUCGGCCCAUAGUAGCAAUGUGCCUGUGCACCAUUCAAAAAUGAGCAGAGCUGGGGGUGGGGGGCUGCAUGGUUUAGUCUCAAUAUGGAACUGGGAGGCAGGAGCUGUUGAGUUCUAAUCCAGCUCUGUCUUUGGCUAGCUCUGUGGUCUUGGGAAGUCAGUUAAUCUCAUUUUAUGUUUUGAAAUACAUUAAUACCAGCAGCAUCUCAGGCUAGAAUUGUUGUGCAACACUCUGAAGAAUUAAAUGGUGUGUGGUAGGUACUGAGUUGAGUAGUUACUACAUGUUACAAAAAUCCAUCAGCCAUUCAUGGUAUCGGAGCAGGAUUUUAUCACCAUGAUAGCUUGGUUCUACUGACUUGCUUGUCUUAUAGCCGAGGAUGGGGAGAGGCAGUGAAGAGAUGGCUGGUGGCAGUAGCAGGAAUAUCAUGGGUCUUGUAACAAGUAAACACUUGCUCAGUUGGAACUGUAGAUGACAUGAGAAAGUUGAAAAACUGAAGAGGAGGAAAAACAUUACUUUACAAAAGGCUUGGAAACUAUUGUUUAAAUAAUCUAGAAGGGGAAGUUGUUUGAACAAUUGGUACUAGCAUUCCCAUAAUACAGCACUUUGGUAUUGUUGGGAAGACAUUUCCACUCCAUAGGUAAAGAUGGAGUUUAGAUCUGUCGUCUUAAGUGGUCUGAUCAGAGGGAUGAUUUAAAAUAGGAGGUCACCUUAGAAUUCCCAAUUCUUUGUCCCCUCCACAGUACAUCACCUGGUAGGUACGCUGCAUGUCACUGGGUAACUGUCUGGAUACAUACCUGAGCAAGUAUUGUCUAUUGUUUGUGAAGCCAUCACUCCAGAGCUUGCAGCACUUUGAGAUACAGUAUGUACCCUGCUCUGUGAUUGUUUUACAUAAUUCUGUGCAUUAGAAUGCUGUGUGGAUGAAUGACAUUUAUGUUCUUUCAGCACUACAUCUUUAUUCUGUACUGUAUGUUGGUUAAGAAUGCUCAUCCCAAAUCACCCUUCUCUCCCUUUCAUUGACCUUGUCGCUUCCCCUCUCAUUCCAGCCCAUGUAUGUUUUCCCAUCUGAAUUAUUUAUAUUUGCCUCCAGUUAUAAUAAACCAUUCUAAAAAUA